Molecule: messenger RNA, 2108 nt
Organism: Medicago truncatula (barrel medic)
Lineage: Eukaryota; Viridiplantae; Streptophyta; Magnoliopsida; Fabales; Fabaceae
Product: dihydropyrimidinase
Exons: 12
Coding region: 104-1732 (542 amino acids)
Biological process (GO): pyrimidine nucleobase catabolic process
Cellular component (GO): cytosol; cytoplasm
Molecular function (GO): dihydropyrimidinase activity
Source: RefSeq, a predicted model, not a curated record
GUAUCUUGAUUCCAAGUAUGAGCUUAGUUUACGGUAAUUGGUUUGAAAAUGGAAAUAAAUAACGAAACAACGAACGAGAUCGAAGCAUAACAUUGGAGCGAUCAUGUCUUUCAUUAUUUUCACCAAUCAUUAUCAACUCCUUCACUUCCUCUUCUUCCUUAUCAUCACUAUUACUCCUUCUUCGCUUGCUCAAUCACAACACAAUCAGUUUUGUGUAGCUGGAAUUGGAUACGGAGAGUCCACAUGUGGAACUUCAUCAUCAUCAUCAUCCAACAAGUUGUUGAUCAAAGGUGGUACUGUUGUCAAUGCUCAUCACCAACAGAUUGCUGAUGUUUAUGUCGAAGACGGCAUCAUUGUUGCUGUUAAUCCAACUAUCGCGGUUGGAGAUGAUGUAUAUGUCAUUGAUGCCACUGGCAAGUUUGUUAUGCCAGGAGGCAUUGAUCCUCAUACCCAUCUUGAGAUGGAGUUUAUGAACACUGUGGCGGUGGAUGACUUCUUCAGUGGUCAGGCCGCGGCAUUGGCUGGUGGUACAACAAUGCACAUUGACUUUGUUAUACCAACUAAUGGGAGUUUAACCGCUGGUUUUGAAGCCUAUGAAAAGAAGGCAAAGAAAUCUUGCAUGGACUAUGGUUUCCAUAUGGCUAUUACCAAAUGGGAUGAAACUGUUUCAAGAGAAAUGGAGCUCAUGGUCAAGGAGAAAGGUAUCAAUUCUUUUAAGUUUUUCAUGGCUUACAAAGGAUCUCUUAUGAUCAGUGAUGAGUUGCUUCUAGAAGGAUUUAAAAAGUGCAAGUCUCUUGGUGCCUUAGCUAUGGUCCACGCAGAAAAUGGAGACGCUGUGUAUGAAGGGCAAAAGAAAAUGAUAGAGCUUGGAAUAACUGGACCUGAAGGGCAUGCUCUAUCAAGGCCUGCAGUGUUGGAAGGUGAGGCAACUGCUCGUGCUAUUCGGUUAGCAGAUUUUGUAAAUACUCCUUUGUAUGUGGUUCAUGUCAUGAGCAUUGAUGCAAUGGAAGAAGUUGCGAAGGCCAGGAAAUCAGGACAAAGAGUAAUUGGAGAGCCUGUACUAUCUGGGUUAGCCCUUGACGACUCUUGGCUUUGGCAUCCUGACUUUGAUACUGCAGCAAAGUAUGUCAUGAGUCCCCCUAUUAGGAAACAAGGACAUGAUAAGGCCCUACAAGCUGCCCUCUCAACAGGAGUUUUACAGCUGGUAGGAACUGAUCAUUGCGUCUUUAAUUCCACCCAGAAAGCUUUUGGAAUUGACGAUUUCCGGAAAAUUCCUAACGGGGUCAAUGGUAUUGAAGAAAGGAUGCGCGUGGUAUGGGAUAUCAUGGUGGAAUCUGGCCAAAUAUCUGUCACCGACUAUGUCCGCUUGACAAGUACUGAAUGUGCUAGAAUCUUCAAUAUAUAUCCAAAGAAAGGAGCGAUUCUUCCUGGCUCUGAUGCAGAUAUUAUAAUUCUCAAUCCAAAUUCAAGCUUUGACAUAACUGCAAAGUCACACCACUCUAGAGUGGACACAAAUGUCUAUGAGGGAAGGAAAGGAAAGGGGAAAAUUGAAGUGACUGUAGCAGGAGGAAGAGUUGUUUGGGAAAAUAAUGAAUUGAAGGUUGUUCCUGGUUCUGGGAGAUACAUUCAAAUGGCACCUUUUAGUUAUCUGUUUGAUGGAAUCGACAAGAAGGAUGCCGCUUACCUAAAUUCCCUUCAAGCCCCAGUUAAGCGGGCAAAGUCCACUGCUUAAUUUCUGUCAUCAUUGGUUAGGGAGGGAGGGAGAUAAAGUAUGCAAUUCCAGUUGUCUGAUCAAAUAAAGAAGAAUAUGUAUAUUUCAUGUACAAUGCACUGGCAGUAGUAAAGCAUCAUGUAUAUAUAAUUUAAUUCAUCAUCAUCAUAAUAAUAAUAAUAAUAUAUAUUUUGUUCGUGCAACAUUUUCCAUUGAUGUAAUGUCUAUUGCUUAGACAGUAUCAUAAGCAAUUGAAGAAAAGUGACCAUAGCUUUCAUAAGAUACUGUACAAUGUGUAUUGGUCAAGUUUCCAUUGAACUUGUCUCAUCUACACAAAAUUUUACAAGGCAUAGAUCCUAGUACUUUUUAUAGCAUUAUAGCAUGCCAUUGUUUUGAA